AGUGGGAGGGGCGUUCUCUCUUUCCUCUCUUGCUGGAGCGUGUGUGGAUGUGAGCACUCUUUUCUCUCCUAUUAUUUGAGUGGCUGCAGGUACUGGUGUCUGCCUCUUUGCCUCUGUGCCAGAGGGAUAAAGAGGGAAAGAAAGAGGACUAGUGCUUCAUAUCCCCCGUCUGGCCUCCCCAUCUCCCUGCUCCCUGUCACUCCAUCCUUCCUUCCUCCCUCCCGGACCACCCGUCAGCGGCUGGAUCAACCCGCCCGGACCCUCCUCCCACAGCCCCUUUGACUAUCCUCACUUCACCGUCCCGUCUUGUGAACUGAGUGCAGGAAUUUCUGGUUACGGGGAGCUGAAGACUGGAUUUGGCAGUGCAGUCACAGACAAUCUUGGUUUGGAAGAGCAGAAGAGAGUACCUUUGAAUACAAAUUGAAAAACAGUAAACCUCCUGUACAGAGAAACAGGUGAGAUACACUGGACAGACGGAACUCUCCCAAGUUCUUUGGAAGUGUGGCAGCACGUGGUCACAUGACCUGGAAGAGAAAACCCAAGAGACUUCUGGGAUCCCUCUCUGAAUGGGCCGGUUAUCAACCUGGAAAGAAGUCUAAAGGCUGAUGAACUGAUCUGCACAGCGACACAGCUGCGCUCUCUUUCCCUCUUCGUCUGGCCAAUCUCUCCAUUAAUGUCCUGAGAUCCACAACUUUCUGCAACUCUGGUGACUGGUUGGCUGCUGUACCAUCUUUCUCGUCCUACUCCUGGGGAUUUCCUGUCACGUGACCAUAUUCCUGCUUCACCUCCACUCCUAGUAUGGAACCCAACAAAGUCCAGUCAGAGGGCGGGCUGAAUGUGACCCUGACCAUCCGGCUUCUCAUGCACGGCAAGGAAGUUGGAAGCAUCAUUGGAAAGAAAGGGGAAACUGUGAAGAAGAUGCGUGAAGAGAGCGGCGCUCGCAUCAACAUCUCGGAAGGAAACUGCCCUGAGAGGAUCGUCACCAUCACUGGACCCACAGAUGCCAUCUUUAAGGCCUUCGCUAUGAUCGCAUACAAGUUUGAAGAGGAUAUAAUUAACUCCAUGAGCAACAGCCCAGCCACCAGUAAGCCCCCUGUCACUUUGCGCCUCGUGGUGCCCGCCAGUCAAUGCGGCUCCCUCAUUGGCAAAGGAGGCUCAAAAAUCAAAGAAAUGAGAGAGUCCACAGGAGCUCAGGUGCAGGUAGCAGGAGACAUGCUGCCGAACUCCACAGAGCGCGCGGUGACAAUCUCCGGCACCCCGGAAGCCAUCAUCCAGUGUGUCAAACAGAUAUGUGUGGUCAUGCUGGAGUCCCCACCGAAAGGUGCCACCAUUCCCUACCGUCCAAAGCCCGCCUCCACCCCCGUCAUUUUUUCAGGUGGCCAGGUAAGAGCCGACCCGCUGGCGGCGUCCGCAGCCAACCUCAGCCUUUUACUGCAGCACCAGCCACUGCCUGCCUACACAAUUCAGGGACAAUAUGCCAUUCCACACCCAGAUCAGUUGACCAAGCUCCACCAGUUGGCUAUGCAGCAAACCCCCUUUACCCCCCUCGGACAGACCACCCCUGCUUUCCCUGGUCUGGAUGCCAGUCCCCCGGCCAGUACUCAUGAACUCACCAUUCCCAAUGAUCUAAUAGGCUGCAUUAUCGGGCGCCAGGGAACCAAAAUCAACGAGAUCCGUCAGAUGUCUGGGGCGCAGAUCAAAAUAGCUAAUGCCAUGGAAGGGUCAUCAGAGCGCCAGAUCACCAUUACAGGAACCCCCGCCAACAUCAGCCUUGCCCAGUACCUCAUCAACGCAAGGUUCAGAGACGUGGCCGCCAUGUGGAAUGACCCUUCAUCAAUGACUACAUCCUGAAGCCCCAAACUGCUUUCAUUAUCUGACGCUUUCAGCAGCUGAUUCCCAAUAGACCUAUAUAAAAUCUUCCCUUAGAACUCACCAACCUUUAACCCUUAAACCCCAUGGUUAACUUCAUCAGUAGCUACGUUCAUGUAGGCAGACUACUGACAUUUAAAAAAAAUGGUAAAAAAGAAAAGCAGGACAACUGCAGUAUGAUUUGUUCAUGUUAUGCAGUGUUUUAGUGUAGUAUUUUAGCAUGCUGAAUGCUUGAAUCUCGUUAUAUAUUUAUUUAUUGUUUUCAAUUUGUUAGAUUAGUUCAGUAUGAUUGCUGCAUAAGUCUUGUUGACAGCAAAGAAAAAAAAAAAAAACGGAUAAAGCAGAUUUCACCCAAUAGCAUUUUCUAGCAAUGCUGUUGGCAAGGAGCUAGUGAUGUGGUGCAGAUGUUGUAACAAAGUGCAAACGCAUGUCAGAAUCAAGGAGGAGGCACUGGAACCUGUGUUUCUUUAAAAGCGGAAGAGAUUGUGGGAGCCUGAUUGUUUUCAGCCUAACCGAAUCGAUGGUAAUGCAUGCUUAUUACUCGCCGCGGAGAGCAACAAGGCGGAAAAAGCUAUCAUUCUUGUACAGAAGUGUCAAAUGCUUUCAGAAUUAUUUUAUGUUAUCUAUUUUUUUCUAUCUUUUCCUUACCCCUCCCCUUUUUCCUCUUUCCUUAACUAUUCUAGGCUGACGUCUGAGGUCACUGGAAUGGGCACUCUCUAAUUUCUACCCAUGAUCCUUCACUGCAUCACAUGACCCUUGAGCCAAUGGCAUUGCACCUAGUUUGUUUUCUCUCUGUACUUUUGCUGUCCUGUAUUUUCAGUAAUUCUGACUCAUUUCUAUUCUAUAAUCUGCACAUGUUUCAAAUCUCAGUUUGAUGUUCCUCCUACUCAACCUUUGUUGUGCUCCCGAUGGUCCUACUUUAUAAUUAUUUAAAAAAACACUUGACUUUUUUUGACUCUCUAGUACCUCACAUCACCGGUGUCCUGUUUUGCCAUCGCUUUCACUGUGAAUUCACGUUUUCCGGUCCGUAUUCUGUGGUGUGGUACAGCACAGCCAAUGAAAUCCUCCAUUUCCCAAUCAGUCAUUAGGUCAGAUUGAGUUUAAAGCAGCGUUCCUAUGCUUUGCUCCAGGGCUUUGCUCACCGGGAACCUUACAAUAGUGCAUCUCAUACAUGAAUAAUGAAACGGAGUGAUGGAGUUGGAAUGUUUGCACCACGCCUGUACGAUUUGUUUGCAUCUGUCAUUGUGGCAUGCGGAGUAACACAAAGAAUCCAUUAUUAGCUUCUUGUAUUCACUUUCAGAACUGAGAGAAAGAAGAAAAUCAGUGUGAAAACAAACGACAUGAGAAUGUGUAUGCCACGCUCUCAGUUUUACUGCAUGCUGAGACAUUUCUAUUCAGCACACAAUCUACGUUUAAGUAACCGAAUAUAUUACAGCAGAAUUAUUUAUAGGAUUUUUUAUAUGCGACGUGUUUUUGCCGUAGUGUGAGAAAUACAGUUGCUUAUUUCUUUGGAAGUGAAUACAGAUGUGCUGAUAAUGAAAUCCAACCCAUGCUCCUUCACCAUACGCUCUCUGUGAGUAUGGUAAACUCUCAUUGAAAGGUCCAAAAUUAACUUUCUGCCACUCCUCAACAUUUUGGAUGAACAUUUUUACCUGCCGUGAAAAUGUGUUUUGCAUUACGAUUAAGAUAACCACCAGGGGCCUCGUUCAUAAAAAAAAAAGACAGAAAAGAAAAAUGUGAUGUGAGAAUGUGAUGUGAUGUGAAAAAUGUGAGAAACAAAUUGAGAUUUAUAAAGGCAAAAACAAAUGUGAAUUUAAGUUGAACUGCAAUGAAUGAAGUGGGAUUUGUGAAAUUGAAUUUCACAAAUGAAUAAGUUAUUAAUUAAUAUGAAUUAUUAAUUUAUAUUUUACAUAUAUGUAUGUAUGCCCAUUUUGAAUUUAAACUGAACUGCAGUUCAUGAAGUGGGAUGCAUUCAGGAAAAAUUUUUGUGGAUAUGGACAUUUUGGAAACAUACUGGCUCAUAUAUUAAUGUAGUUAAAAUAAUCCAGCAUUGUUUCAGCAUUGUUGAUUCAUUUGUAGGUACAUUUUGGAAGUUGUCGUACAUUGACAUUAAAGGUAUGUCUUUAUAAACGAGGCCCUUGAUUUCAUAUUACAAAUUAAUUCAAUUUCUAUCAGUUUUUACUCACACUUGGCAGUUGGCGAGUGUUCAUUUUGGGCCCUGUCCUCAUGCGUCCAGCAGCAGCACACUUCAUUCUGACAGUGUUUUCCAUAUUGCUCUCCAAAACCAUAUUUGUCGGUCGAACUGAAAAGGCAUGCACAAGCUCUGCAUGCGUCAGACGAGACUAAGAGUUGGUUCUCCACUGACAGCGUCUGAGACAUGCACACGCACAGUCGACACAGCUGCCAUGGCCGUAUUUCUGCUACUGUACCAAUACAACAGAGCGCUUUGUUAUUUCCCUAGUCCUCUCUUCAGUGAUUAGUCAGGACAAUUUGUAUCUCGGGCUCUGGAAUGUUCAUGGGUUUCGGCCAGACUUUCAAAAGUGAUGGCAGAUUUCGUACCCUGGUCUGCUCUUAAACAUGAUUGUUUCUUUAUAACAAUUGUUUAGCUUCAGUUAAAGCAACUGUGUGUUUUUAUUAUUAUUAUUAUUACUAAUACCCAUGAUUCUUGAGUGUGUCUCCUCCUGCUGAUGUAGCCUUACUGAUAAUAUUUUUUCUCACAUGCAAAAUUUGAUUGACUUUAAGCUAUUUAUGUCGCAUGUUUUGCUGUGAAUAAUUGUUAUUAAGAAAGCCUGUGUACACUAUUAAUGAUGCAAACAGAUUCUUUCCCAUUAUUAUUAUUAUUAUUAUUUUUUUAAAGUAGAUAUGUGUAAUUUCUGCAGCAUAAAAACAAUCUGCGUGACAUGAGAUGUUUAAAUAAAUAUGAAGAUGCUAUGGGUCGGUAUGGUACAUGCAUCUCCUAAGGCAGUUAUAUAAAGACCCUGAUGGCAUUGAAGUGCUUUUAAAAUCUGGAGACAUUAAAAAUGAAUGUGUAAUGCCGUAAACCCCGUCUGUUGUAUUGUAAAUACCUGUGGAGAAAUUCUUGUGGCUUGUAUAUUUGGAGAUGCUACAAAAAUGAGUUCCCUUCCUCUAAAAUGAAUAUGUCAUGCCGUGCAUGCUAAAGAUUAGCAGCAAGGCACUCAAUUUUGAUCUGUUUCCACACAAAACCUGUUUAGUCAGUGUACUGAGGCUUUUUUCAUCCUUUGACUUAAUAGUUCACUAUUUGCGCAGAAAUUACACACUUCAAUUCUCACCCCAGCGAAACUGUCAAUGUUGUGUUGCAAUAGUUAAGUGAUUUUUUUCCAGUACUGAUGCCCUCUGAUUAAGCUCUGAACAUUUUACCAAAUUUUUUCUGAAGAUUGCAACCAAGCUGAUGUCCCAUUUCAUCCAAAUCUGAACUUUUUCAGUCAGCAAUCAAUAUGUAUUUCAUCCUCCACAUUUAAAUGUGUAAAAUGUGGUAUCGAGGCUGAAAGUUGAAUGUAACUGCUUCAACAUGAUUGAUUAUUCAACCUCUAGUUUACCUUUCUUGCCAUUUUCCAAUUGCAUGGUUCUUACAUGAGAAUAUGUAAUCAUGCAUACAAUCUUAUAACAGAAAAUGAUGGAAGUGUGUUUCCACCACAGGAUGAAAUUGCAAUCUCACAAUGUGGACUUAUGUGGACUCGAGUUUUUAGUUUAUUUCUUAUCAUUUGGAAUUUUUUUUACUCAGAAUUAAGAGACAGGAUAGUACAAGAAAAGUCUGAAUUGUGAGAUAUAAGCUUGUAAUUACUAGAAAAAAAUACCUUAUUCCUUGUGGGGGUAAAAAACUAAAACGAUUACGAGAUGUAAACUCAGAAUUAUCUAAUAAGCCGCCAGAUUUUUUUUUAAUUUAAACUCAGAAUUCUGAGUUUAUAUCUUGUUUAUAUUGCUAGAAAUAAAUCUUUAUUGUGAUUUAAAAGUCACAAUUACCUUUUUGUAUAUUAUUCCUAGGUGUAAACAUGCUUCCAUAAAAAAAAAAUACAUUCUUAUUUAUUAAAUCAGGUACAAAGGCAUGCAUUUGCAAGCAUUGAAGUUAUAAAGAUAUAUAUAUUUCUAUAUUUCUAUUUGGUAUCUGUUGAGCAGUAUCACUGCAGUCAAUUCACAGAUAUGCACCCACGAGUCCAUUUACACCAAAAUCUAACAUUUUAUGAUUUAAUGUCAAUUAUGAGCACAGAACUUUUAUAAUAUUGGACUCGUUAAGACAUGCACAUGGUCAUGCCGAGCCAUCCGUGCAUAUGGCCCGAAAUGAUGUCAUCCGGUCGCUUUAAAGUAGCUCAUUUAUCUGGAAUUAUUCAACACAUUUUGUAGGUGUUUUAGAUUCAGCGUUGAGUUUCUUGUCGCAUUUACCAUACGUUUUGCACUGCUUUGAAAUGUAAUCUUUGUGUCAGUGUCUUAGACUCUGUUAAACAUUAAGUUAGAUUGUAUGUUUACACAAGGCUAUGUCUUGUGAUACAUGUAUGGAAUGUUUUAUUUGAUGUUCUGUUUAGUCCAUAACGUGCUGUGCUCUAGAUCACUGUACAGAUGCAUAUUAAUAUUCAGACAGCAGCAUGCGUAACUUUGACAUUUCUCAGUAGCAGAAUGCUUCACCAAGGGAGGCGUUUGUUAUUUUUUAUUACUAUUGUUAUGACUAUUAUUUCACAAAUGCAAUAAAAAUAAAUGUUGGUAUAGGACUGCAGUGACGUGUCAAAAGUGAUUUACUGUUUGGUGGAACACUCAGUACGCCAUUACAAACGGCUUUUGUGUUUUUAAUGUUUCAUCCCCGCCCGACCUCAUGAUAUUCACAUGAUGCUGUUCCCAUGCAAAUCAUGUGGUUAAUUUGCACUCAUAGUUUUAAUACGCAUUAAUUCUCACUGUGCGCAUCUAAAACCAUUGCAUUCAUUUUGUUCGUCAUGCAGUUUUUCAUUGUACUAGAGCAGCAAAAAAAAAAAAAAAAAAAAAAACAGAAAAGAAAAAAAAGCCCUCUACCUGUAUGUGCUUCUGUAAAUGAUUCUGUUUCGGAAAAAAAAAAAAAAUGUAACAGAGUAAUUAUUUUAUGUUGGACAACUUGCUGCUUCCAGGUCUAUAUUAGAUUCAAAUUACUGCUGAGGUUAGGUUAAACUUUGAAAUGUUUUGUAAAAAGGAGAUAAUAAAGUCUGUUUUUCCCUUG
This is a messenger RNA of Carassius auratus (goldfish), 7066 nucleotides long. RefSeq names its product poly(rC) binding protein 3 (gene pcbp3). Lineage: Eukaryota; Metazoa; Chordata; Actinopteri; Cypriniformes; Cyprinidae. Gene Ontology annotation, molecular function: RNA binding. The transcript is spliced from 17 exons. The record is from RefSeq and is a predicted model, not a curated record. The coding region runs from base 799 to 1851 and encodes 350 amino acids.